Molecule: messenger RNA, 1041 nt
Organism: Quercus robur (English oak)
Lineage: Eukaryota; Viridiplantae; Streptophyta; Magnoliopsida; Fagales; Fagaceae
Product: polyadenylate-binding protein 2
Exons: 6
Coding region: 49-717 (222 amino acids)
Molecular function (GO): RNA binding
Source: RefSeq, a predicted model, not a curated record
AGGGGUGUUUGUUCUUUCUAGAAACUCAGAAGAGAGAGAGAGAGAGAGAUGGAGGAAGAGGAGCACGAGGUGUACGGCGGAGAAAUCCCAGACGAGGGCGAGAUGGAGGGAGACAUGGACUCUCACGCCGCCGACGUCGAUAUGUCCGCCGCCGACGACGACGCCGUCAAGGAGCUGGAUGAGAUGAAGAAGCGGUUGAAGGAAAUGGAAGAAGAAGCUGCCGCUCUCCGUGAAAUGCAAGCUAAGGUCGAGAAGGAAAUGGGCGCUGUUCAAGACCCUGCCACUGCAGCUGCUUCUCAAGCAAACAAGGAGGAGGCAGAUGCACGAUCAGUGUUUGUUGGCAAUGUAGAUUAUGCAUGCACACCUGAAGAAGUGCAGCAACACUUUCAAUCAUGUGGUACAGUAAACAGGGUGACUAUCUUGACGGAUAAAUUUGGCCAGCCAAAGGGUUUUGCUUAUGUUGAAUUUCUUGAGACAGAAGCUGUUCAAGAGGCUCUCGUUUUGAAUGAAUCUGAAUUACAUGGUCGUCAAUUGAAGGUUUUACCAAAAAGGACAAACGUUCCUGGGAUGAAGCAGUUCCGUCCGAGACGUUUCAAUUCUUACACCGGGGGGUUCCGGUUCAGGAGGCCAUAUGUUCCUCCUUAUUUCUACUCUCCCUAUGGAUAUGGGAAGGCUCCUAGGUUCAGAAGGUCAAUGCGUUACAUGCCUUACUACUAGGAGUUCAUUUACAUAUUUGGGCUAUUUUGUUUGAUGGGAAUGAGCAUUCAGGUUCAGAAUUCGGCCCAAGUGAUACAUGUCUUAGUACCAGGUCAUUUGCAUCUUAUAGACCAUUAUGUUUAAUGGAUGGCAUCCAGGAAGUUUCUAUACAUCUUUUUCAUUUCUCUAGUUGACAUAAAGCUCAGAUGCUUUUAUCUGUGCAUAAAUUCUGUUGAUGUUUGUUAUUCAACUGUAUGACAUGGAAAGGAAAAUCGAAUUUCAGUGACAUUGGACAGUAUUCAGUCAUCAUUUUUAUGUAGUUUCGUUGCUAGUAUUUUGGUUUAA